UUUAUUCCAAGCGAGCUUAAAGCUGAAACUAUUUAAAGCAAGCAUGUUCUGAUAUUUGAACCCCAUCUACUUCCAUCUUUAUUUAUUUAUAUUUAUCAUAUACAUCAGGGACUAAUCUACCUUUAUAUCUAUGUAUACAUAGAGCAUAUAGCAGUAGGGAAUAUAAUAUUUUUUAGAUUCAUCAUACAUAAGUUCUGCAUAUCCAUUCAUUCUUCUUAUUCGUAAUGUCAAAUUAAGUAUUUCAAUGGACCGCUUAACUGUUAUAUCUUGUGCGUUAUUUCUUUCUGCUAACCUCUUUGCUGUCAUUAGCUUGAUUUUACCAGACUGGAUUGUUUCUGAUGUUGGUGGUAAUACUAGACUAGGUCUUUUAAGAAAUUGUAUGACUAUCUAUGGUCGUGACCAAGUAUGCUUUACUCCUAGUUUGAGAUCUGAGUGGACAUUAGCGUUGGCCUGUAUAGUCUUAGGGUGCUUCGCUGUGUUUAUUACAGUACUGUUACUCAUUUCUUCCCAUUGGCAUGACCAAGGAGUACCUUAUGCAAGAUGGAUUGGGUUUUGUGCAAUGGGCUUGUUUUGCGCUGCUGCCGUAAUUUUCCCUGUUGGAUUUACAAUGGAAGAAAUCGGAGGUGAAGCGUAUCAACUUCCAAGUAGUCAUCAAGUUGGUUUAUCCUACAUAUUUUUUGUUUUAGCUCUUUGGAUUACAGUAAUUUCGGAAUUGUUUGCUGGCAAAGUGUGCAUGCCUCAUUUUUAAAACAAUAUAGUGAUUUUUGGAUUAGUUUGGCUGAAACAUUGCAGCUGGUUGAAAUUAUUCAAAAGAUAAAUUAUUUCAGUGACUUUGAAAGAACUUGUGUGAAGAUUUCCAUUUAGGAUAAUGUGUUAUAAUGUUUGUUUGAUUUUGAUUAGAGCUAAAACCUGAAAAACAUUGAAAAAAUCACAACACAGAAAAAACUCAGAAUGAUAACUUUGCAGCUUGCUCAAGACAAGCCACUGUGUACAUACAUAUUGCAAUUAGUGAACAAUCCUGUUGUAUUACCUUGGUAUUACUGUUAGCUCAAUUAGAAUGAUACAGAAAUAUUCUUUAACCAGAAUCACUGAAAAAAUUUACAAGACAUGGGAUUUAAAAGAAUGUCCAAGACAGAAUUCAGCUGAAAUAAACUUUAAAACUAUAUAAUGGUCUCAAAAAAUAAGAACAGAAUGCUUAAAGGUUAGCUAAGCUCAUAAAUAAUGAAUAGAUUUGUUACAAGUCUA
Parasteatoda tepidariorum (common house spider) is the source of this 1245-nucleotide messenger RNA. RefSeq lists its product as uncharacterized. Lineage: Eukaryota; Metazoa; Arthropoda; Arachnida; Araneae; Theridiidae. The record is from RefSeq and is a predicted model, not a curated record. Gene Ontology annotation, biological process: negative regulation of smoothened signaling pathway. Gene Ontology annotation, cellular component: Golgi apparatus; ciliary membrane.